AAAACUGCCAAUGAACUAAAAAGUGUGCUGCCAGCCUUAGACAAGGCAAUUGUGGCUCUGAACGCCCUGGAUAAAGCUGAUGUCGCUGAAUUAAGAGUAUACACACGGCCUCCCUUCCUCGUACUGACUGUCAUGAAUGCAGUGUGUAUACUUCUGCAAAAGAAACCUAACUGGGCAACGGCAAAGUUACUUCUUUCAGAAACUGGUUUCCUGAAAAAAUUGAUUAACCUUGACAAGGACAGCAUACCUGAUAAGGUUUUCAUGAAGCUAAAAAAAAUUUUAACCUUACCUGAUUUCAACCCAAACAAGAUUGCGCUGGUUUCUGUUGCUUGUUGCUCCCUGUGCCAGUGGGUUAUAGCUUUGAAUAACUACCAUGAAGUACAGAAGGUUGUGGGCCCUAAACAAAUCCAAGUAGCUGAAGCUCAAAACGUCCUUAAAAUUGCGCGACAAAGACUGGCUGAGAAACAAAGAGGUUUACAGCUGGUUGAAGAACAUUUGCUGUUUUUACAGGCAGCUUACAAAGAUACCGUUGCUGAAAAACAACUAUUAGCAAAUCGGAAAAAAAUGGCCAGCAGGCGCUUUCAGUGCGCGUCAGUCUUACUAACCGUCCUGGAAGAUGAGAAGACUCGAUGGCAAGAAACAAUCAAUCAAAUAGAUAACAAAUUAGAAGGAAUUUUGGGUGACAUACUUCUUUCAGCAGCAUGCAUUGUAUACAGUGGAAUUUUAACACCAGAAUUUCGCCAGUUGAUUGUGAAUAAAUGGGAGACUUUCUGCACUGAAAAUGGCAUUUCUUUGUCUUCCAACUUCUCUUUAAUUAAAGUUAUGGCACAAAAAUAUGAGAUCAGCCGAUGGCAUAAUCAGGGACUACCUCAUGGUCAGUAUUCAGUAGAGAAUGCCAUCUUGAUCAAGAAUGGCCAGCAGUGGCCACUGCUGAUUGACCCACAUAGGCAAGCUCACAACUGGAUCCGUCAGAUGGAAGGAUCCAGGCUGCAGAAGCUCUCCAUUGAAGACAGCAAUUACACCAAAAAAAUUGAAAAUGCUAUGAAGACAGGAGGGAGUGUCCUCCUGCAGAAUCUCCUUGAGACAUUAGCUCCAGGCUUAAAGGCAAUUCUGAAAAAGGAUAUCUAUCAGAAAAAAGGACACUAUUUCAUAAGGGUUGGUGACGCUGAGAUCGAAUACAAUUCAAAUUUUAGGUUAUACUUAUCUACAGAAAUAGACAACCCCCAUUUUCUUCCAUCAGUUUAUAACUUUGUUACUAUGAUCAACUUCACUGUAACAUUCCAAGGUUUGCAAGAUCAACUCUUGUCUACUGUGGUAACUCAUGAAGUUCCUCAUUUAGAAGAUCAACGUUCCAAGUUACUGGAGAGUAUUUCCCUUGAUGCCGUAACUCUUGAAGAACUAGAGGAAAAAACAUUAAAUUUACUGCAGAAAGCACAAGGAUACGCGUUAGAUGAUGAAGAAAUUAUAGAUACCUUAAGAAAAUCCAAAAUGACAUCAAAUGAAAUUUCAAAGCGCAUUGAAGCAACAAAAAAAGCUGAAAGUGAAAUCCAAGCAAUACGUAAAAACUAUCUCCCCAUUGCAACCCGAGGUGCCCUGCUCUACUUUCUAGUAGCUGGUCUCACGCAAAUCAACUACAUGUACCAGUUCUCCCUAGACUGGUUUCAUCAGGUUUUUGUUUUGUCAGUAGUUUCCAAAAGCAAAGAACAAGAACAUAGUUUUAAAAGGGAGAAAGUGUCUCCAAAAGAAGUUCAUGAGAUUAUAAAUAUUUCAAAAGAACCCAACUUGGAAAAUGAGAAAAAUCUGUUAGAUAAGCAUAUUAAAAGUGCAAUGGAUGUGUUGACAAAAAGUAUUUUUAAGAUAAAAAUUCUUAGACCAGAAAGUUUAAAUAAUUCAGUGAGAAAGUUUAUAACUGAAAAAAUGGGAAAUGAAUAUCUUCAAAGAACUGGAGUUAAUUUGAAAGAUGCAUAUAAAGAAUCCAAUGCCAGAACUCCGCUGAUACUUAUUCAGUCUCAUGUUCGUUAUACAGGGAUCGACCUUACCAAUAUCCUCCUGAGAUUUGCACAAGAGUUAAAAGGAACAACACAUCAUGUGACCAUAAUUUCUCUGGGCCGUGACCAGGCAGCGAAAGCUGAAGACCUCAUUUUAAAGGCACUAACGAAAACACAACAAUGGGUCUUCCUCCAGAACUGCCAUCUUGCAGCCUCAUUUAUGCCAAGGCUUUGCGCAAUUGUAGAAUCACCUGAGCAGAGUAAGGAUGAACUGGUGAUGGAAAUUCUAUCCGACUUGCUAAAGCGGCUGCCACUGACAGUGGAGAAAGAAGAAAGUGCUGUUGGAACUCCAAGCACAUUGAAGAGCAUGAUGUCAAGCUCCAUUUGGGAGUCUCUUUCUAAAAAUCUCGAAGAAAACGUUUAUCAACCCCUGGUCAAGAUACAUGAAAUUCCCUUAACUUUCAAAGCCUAA
Molecule: messenger RNA, 2460 nt
Organism: Mandrillus leucophaeus (drill)
Lineage: Eukaryota; Metazoa; Chordata; Mammalia; Primates; Cercopithecidae
Product: dynein heavy chain 14, axonemal-like
Exons: 14
Biological process (GO): microtubule-based movement
Cellular component (GO): dynein complex
Molecular function (GO): dynein light intermediate chain binding; minus-end-directed microtubule motor activity; dynein intermediate chain binding
Source: RefSeq, a predicted model, not a curated record